Leishmania mexicana MHOM/GT/2001/U1103 is the source of this 510-nucleotide messenger RNA. RefSeq lists its product as hypothetical. NCBI's taxonomy places the organism in Eukaryota, Euglenozoa, Kinetoplastea, Trypanosomatida, Trypanosomatidae. The record is from RefSeq and is a predicted model, not a curated record. Gene Ontology annotation, molecular function: metal ion binding. Bases 1 to 510 code for a protein of 169 amino acids. The transcript has a single exon.
AUGCAGCUUGCUCGCAUUCCGUCCUACGAGGAGGCCAGCGUGGCCGGCGCUGAGUACACGCUGUCGCCCAUGUCCCCCCUAGCCCACCUGAGCAAGAAGAUCGACGUGACAAAACUGAAGACGAAGGCGUGCCGCUACUUCCUUCUUGGUGUGACAUGCCCGUUCGGGGAUAGUUGCGCCUUCUCUCAUAGCGAGCCUGUCUCCCCCGCCGCGUACGCGCCGGCACGGAUGACUGCGAAGAGCUCCGCUAGCCUGAACUUCGAGGACCUGUCCAAGUCCGGGAGUCCCCAGCUGAGCGAUACGCAGUCUAAUGACGCCGCUGGUGACGUGGCGGAGCGCGUUGUGUUUGGACAGCCCCCGCCGGCCUACGAGGUCGCCCUCAAGGAGUCCGAGACCUUGGCGGCAGCGGCAGCGGCGGCUGAGGAGCUGGCGACCCCACCGGCGUACCCCAAGCGCUUCCGCUUCGACCCCUACAGCGUGAACUGGAUCGCCUACGAGAAGACCGCUUAA